AUGAGUCAGCCCAGAGUGAUGUUCCACACUCCAACAAGGGAGGAGGAGGACAAUAAAGCCCCUCAGCGCAGGCUUGGGAAGCUGACUGUCAAAUACGACCGUAAGGACCAGCAGCGGAGGCUGGACAUCGAGGAAUGGAUUGAUAGUCAGUUGCAUCUGCUGUUUGACUGCGAGGAAGAUGACAUUCCUCAGCUGGAGAUUGACAUUGAUGAACUGUUGGAACUGUCAGACUGUGAGCAGAGAUCAGAACUGCAGGUGGACUUUCUCUGCGAUUGUGGCAAACCUAAUGAGGACUUUAUUGAUGGAUUGCUAUAUCGUAUAAAAGGACUUCGCAUCAUAUCAUCACUUUAAGAAAAUGAAUUCAAGGACCUACAGAAGCUUUUAUGGACUAAUGUGAAAGAAUAUAGCCCAGUUCACUCUUUAAAAUGAAGGUUGCAUCACAAAGGGUUUCAUAUAGCCCCUUUCCCACAUAUAUAGUUGCGGUGUUUUCCCCUUAGUAACCUUCUCGAUGAGAACUCAAGAGGAAUGGCACACCCAAGGACACUUUUACCUCUUGCAUUUGCCAGGGUUCCCAAUGUCAUGGAACACCUGGAAAUAUCAGGAAAUUUUAAAAUGGUGAUUUCCAGAUCUGGAAAACUCAUGGAAAAAUCAUGAAAUAUUUUUUAUAGAAUACCUGACCAAUAGAGACAACAACGUUCCACUAAUCCCCGCCCAUUUUAGGAUUCACUUUUUCAGGCUAAUUGUCAUUUACCCGCUUAUUUCAGUGAUGUGUGUCUCUCUUUACUAAUUUUCAUGUAACCUACUUUAGGAUGUAAAAUUAGCUUUUACAGUUAAGUUUAGCAUGCCAGGAUAGUGCACCUUUAACAAUGCCUUGCUCAGCAUGGCAAGGUAUGAAAAAUGGCUGGCAAAGUAUCGGGAUCCUACGGUGGGUACGGGAAGGGACCGAUUAGAUUCACUUAGAUUUGUCUUACCACAUUAUAGUAACUUGUGGGAAUGUGAUAAUAUGUUGUGGCCUAAUGUGAUAAUCUCGUUCCCUAGACAAAAUAUUUUUUUGUUGAUGUAAAGGGCUAAAAAAGACCUAUAUGAAGUCAGCUAAAGAUAGUUUAAGGCUCGAUAUUCGUUGGAUAUUCUUCCCACGCUCUCUGAAGGCGACAAAAAUAUCGUUUGAACAGUUGGCCUAAAGGGUAUAUAACUGUACUACAAGGGCCAUAAAGCACUGUACACAGAACAGUCAUCACUUGGUGUGGCUGCAGAAUUAUGACUGAACGUGCACCGAUGUGCUUUCAUUGCCUAGCAUACGCAAGGGACCAUCUGAAAAUUCCACCCACUAUGCUGUUAACAUGCAAGAUAACAUAAAAAACCCAGUAAAAGUGCAGUAUUUUCACAUUUCAAAGGUUGUAGUAAGUUGCCAGUGGAUAGACUAAUUUGCUACAGGUAAGAUUAUUAAAGUAAGUGUCACAUCAUCUGCUGUCUCUUCUCCUAGCCAGUUCACACAAUCCUCAUACCCUGAAUACUAACCCCUCACUGGACUACAACCCCCAUCAUGCAUUGCCUCCUCCCAUUAUCUCUCACACCUUUUCAUUAUUACUCAUUAUCUGUGUAUUUAAGCCCUGGAGUUCUAUCAUUCUGUGCGAAGUCUUGCCAGUUCUUUCUCGAUUCUUGAGAAACACUGUUGAUAUUCGAACUCAGCUGCCAAAACAAACACACCCCUCCCUUCAGUGCUCCUUUGGAAGCUCUGCCCCCCACAUUCAUGCAGGCAAAUUAAUUCCUUUUACCUUUCGGAGGUCUCUCCACCACUGAAAGGCCUCACCAAAGUUGACGUGGCUCCUAGCCCUCGACUUGUCAUAAUUCUUUUUUAGUUUAUAUUCGUCUGACCUUUUUAUCUUGGUCUGUUUCUCAGCCAUUUGUCCUCCUUGGAGUUUAGAAAGUUUGCAUCAGCCAGAUUUGCCGUCGCUCUUAUAGAGCUUGGGAAACUACGUCACUUCGCAUUGCAUUCUGGGUAGUUGCCGCCAUGUUUUAAGACAUGCUCAUCAGUUAUCAGCGAUAAUAAACAGAAAAAAAACCAAUAAUGGACCAAACGAAGACCAAGUGCAAGAUUCUAUAUAGAGAAAAGCUCAACAUGGAAGCAAAGUUGUGGUAAUCAACGGGCUCGAUCCGUACGAAGAGUGGUCCGAUGAUCUUAACGAGGUACCGCAUGGCAGAUUCAGCCUCAGGCGCAUCAGAGUUGAGAGGAGCAUCUGAAAAGGUGAAAGUUUUCUGCAGGUCUGUGGCAGGCAGGGAAGAAGCUGUGUCAGCACACCCAUCAGAACCGCAAAACAUGGAAGCCCAGUGUAGUACCUGACCUUCACGUCAUCUUUUUAAAAAAUACUCAUCCAUCUUCUUUUGAGAGAGUCUCCUGUUCUCCUUAAACAAGUGGUUAAUUUCGGCACGCCUGCAGCUACAAAAAAUACAUUUUUCUGCAGUGUUGUCUUUUGAACCAGUGUCAUCAAUCUGUGAAGCACCAUCUGGUGUUGCAGCUUCAUCCAUCUCUGGUCAGCUAGAUCAAGUGGUGCAGGUGCGGCGUUAGUCCCUGUGACAGCUUGCUGUCUCUGUGUUCUCCGGUUAAACCGCCCAGAGUGCGUUGCUUUAACUUCUGUGUGCCCGAGAUGUAAUGAUGGCACCCAGUCAGGAUCACACUAUAGCAUUUCAUAGGCUGGUUUGCCUAAAAAGAAAAGGCUGAAUUUAUUUGAUUAGUUAUGUAGCUAUGCAGCCAGUUACUAGUGCAAAGUUAGCGGUGUAGCAACAACUCUAGGCCAUGUUCGCAUUGCUAGCGGUAACAACAAAAACAGUUAUAUGUGCUCUGAUUAUAUCUUACCUUUGUGAAAAUGCCGUGAACAAACAAACAUGUGGGAAAUGUUGAAGGUGAUGUUUUUCCGUCUUACUGCUGCUACCCAUGCCAUGCGACGCUGCUUUGUUAACUCAGAGACCUGAGUUCCAACGUGUUUGUUUCCAGGCAGGAAAGCUGAAAAAUCGCACUCCAUUUGAAAUACGGUUUUCAUGCCGGUCGUGAGUGCGAUUAUGGCAGUUAAUUACAAAAGCAUUCACCAUUGUUACGUAUUUUUAUCUGUAUAAUACAAACUAUACCGUCUAUUUCCAAUACAACAACAGUAUCCACCACAGCUUCUGUGUCCUAAAGUCCCAACAUGCAUUGCGUUGCUGACGUCACGUUCCCAGAACCUACAAUGAUUUCCCUCUCGCUCUGCCCCCACCCCCCAUCCUGUGCACAUGCAAAAACCACCCCCUGUUGCUGAUUGGCUGGAGUAGUGUUGUGUGGAUUGGUCUGAUCCACUUUUUGUCCCAUUUAUAGAGCCAGGGCUGUGUACAAAUACUAGAUUUUUUUUCAGCCCACCCACAGAACGGACAGCUAGCAGACUGUGAGGAUAUAUUGCAGAAUUUGACAACUGUAUUGGAUUAGAAUUACCGAGUGCACCUUUAACAAACACUAUAUAUAAAAACAUUAAACUCAAACCAAACUUAAAGGAGAUCUUGUGCAGCUGGA
This is a messenger RNA of Myxocyprinus asiaticus (Chinese sucker), 3538 nucleotides long. Its product is annotated as protein phosphatase 1 regulatory subunit 14B-like. Gene Ontology annotation, biological process: regulation of phosphorylation. The coding region runs from base 1 to 351 and encodes 116 amino acids. The record is from RefSeq and is a predicted model, not a curated record. NCBI's taxonomy places the organism in Eukaryota, Metazoa, Chordata, Actinopteri, Cypriniformes, Catostomidae. Gene Ontology annotation, cellular component: cytoplasm. Gene Ontology annotation, molecular function: protein serine/threonine phosphatase inhibitor activity. The transcript has 4 exons.